Nerophis lumbriciformis (worm pipefish) is the source of this 2342-nucleotide messenger RNA. It is a transcript of the gene elf3, whose product is annotated as E74-like factor 3 (ets domain transcription factor, epithelial-specific). Gene Ontology annotation, molecular function: sequence-specific DNA binding; DNA-binding transcription factor activity, RNA polymerase II-specific. The record is from RefSeq and is a predicted model, not a curated record. NCBI's taxonomy places the organism in Eukaryota, Metazoa, Chordata, Actinopteri, Syngnathiformes, Syngnathidae. Gene Ontology annotation, biological process: regulation of transcription by RNA polymerase II; cell differentiation. Gene Ontology annotation, cellular component: nucleus.
GGAUCUUUGGCGAGCUGGCAGAGGUCACACAGGAAAAGAAGCAGACAAGAAGGUGUUCAAUUGAAACACCGUUGUCAUACUUCCUUUGACCUCUCGUUUGUUUGCUUCGUCUUGUGGCUCCAAUCAGCUUUUCAAUGGCCUCGCCGUGCCUCAGUACUGUGCUGACAAACGCUAACCUCGCCAUGUACCAGACUGGCCUCCCUGAUAUGUUGAUGACAGGCAUCCAUACCCAGCAGAACAGCAACCUGGGAUACAACGCCAACGUUGGCGAUCAGUGGUUUGGUCAGAUGAACCCCCUCAAUUGGACAGCAGACCACGUUAUGGAGUGGAUCAGCCACCAUGUGGAACGCACCAAGUUUGAUGCCAGUACCCUGAGUCUGGCCUUCUGUGCCAUGGACGGCCACACCUUGUGCCAGAUGAACCUGGAACAAAUGAUCGGUUUCUUCGGCCCUCAGCUUGGUCCCCAACUCCACCAAAACUUGCAAGAAGACAGAGCCAAAUAUGAACUGCGGAGCCUUUCAGGACCUGAGCUGACCGAGACCUGCCAGCUCCUGAAUAAGUACCUACACAACUUAAACAGCCCGGAUAAUGAAACCUUCCCUCUGCUGAGUACCAUCAAAAUGGGUCAAGGUGAGGACUGUGUCAUCAAGCAAGAAUUUGACUACGGGGAUAACCAUGACCUGUUCAGCUUUACAAUGGGGACCAUGACCCCGCUAGGAGACGAGUACCUGUCUGACAAUCAGUCCGAAAGCGAGUGCAGCUUCUCGUCCAAUAGCAACCUGUUUGUCUUUUCCAACCUGGGCUCACCAGAGUCUGGCAGUGGAGAAUCAGACCCGGAGUUCUCGUACCCCGUGAUAUCAAAGUCGCUGAUCAAAAAGGAGAAAAUCGAGGUGAAGCGACCACGUGGCCGACCCCCGAAAGCGAACAGGGAAUACGGCUGCAACCUUUACGACCCUUCAAAGAAGAACAAACACACGCCUCGUAGCACUCAUCUUUGGGAGUUCAUCAGGGACAUUCUCAUCCACCCGGAAAAGAACCAAGGCCUGAUGAAGUGGGAAGAUCGCCGUGAAGGCGUGUUUAAGUUCCUGAAGUCCGAGGCCGUGGCUCAGAUGUGGGGCCAGAAGAAGAAGAACAGCAGCAUGACCUAUGAGAAACUCAGUCGUGCUAUGAGGUACUACUACAAACGAGAAAUCCUUGAGAGGGUGGAUGGACGGCGGCUUGUGUACAAAUUCGGAAAAAACUCCACCGGCUGGAAAGUGGAAGAGAUUGGAAUGAGCAUGUGAAAGUUCUCUGGACACGUCCGUUGGAAUCAAAAGGCCAAUCAGUGCAGGAGUUUGGGAACUUGUAUUACUCGUUUGUCCUGUCAAGGGGAAAAAAAUCAACAUGUUAAGACACUAACUUCCUAUUUAAAGGAAGGUGUUGCAGAAAAUGUAAGCCAGUUUUUGGCUCUCGUAGGUUUUAUGAACCAUUUUGUUUUACGUGAUUGGCACUACCGAUGUGUGUGCUGUAACUAGAUUGGAUUGUUGUUGCUUUCUUGUUUUGUUCUCUUGCAUCAUAGGAGCAUCUCAGUAGAUUCCAAUACAUAAAAAUCAAUAUUUCAUUCACAAAACAUUUUUUUUCAAUACUGAGGGGGGCUUGGCAUUUUAAAUGUUAACAGUAUUGGAAAAUCGAUUCACAUCCGAACCACAAUUCAUAUUUAGAUUGUGAAUUGAUUCAUCAUUUUUAAGAAUCAAUUUUUUAAAGGAAUUUUUUCAGCCCAUCUCCAUGCUUACUUGCUGCACGUAUCAUUUAUACCAAAUGAUACAAUGCAAUAAUCGAAUCUUCAACCCCAAGAAUCUGAAUCGAAUCGUGAGUUGUUGUAAGAUUCACAUAUACCUAAUAUUCACAUUAUAUGAGAUAGCGAAUGUGAGGGGUUUGGCUACACUCAGCAAUAUCAAAAAAAUAUAUUCUUGAUUCUUGAAUAAGCCAAAUAAUGUUUUUCCCCAACUGCGAUUCACCUGUAUAUAUUUUUUUUCAGUAUUUAGAAUUAUUCAGCGUACAUUUUAUUUCUGCUCCUGGUACACUCCAUGCAAAGAACAGAAGACAGCAAGGACAUCAUUUGAAAUGAAUAAUAUUGCACCAAUGUGCUCUACGUCUUUUAGUAUCACUUAUUAUAAAGUGCAUUACACAAUGUUUGGAGGGGAACGAAGUGGUAAUUUUAUCACACUAUUAAUAUAUUUAUAUGUACCGGUAUGUAUAUAUAUAUAAUAAUCUAUAGAUAUGCAUGUAUAUGAACGCCUCUUCUUGACAUCUUGAUGUAUGAAUUGUUAUAUUUUUUCAUUUUUAUACAGUACAGCAUAUGU